Messenger RNA from Carcharodon carcharias (great white shark), 3078 nucleotides. RefSeq names its product branched chain ketoacid dehydrogenase kinase (gene bckdk). Gene Ontology annotation, molecular function: pyruvate dehydrogenase (acetyl-transferring) kinase activity. Lineage: Eukaryota; Metazoa; Chordata; Chondrichthyes; Lamniformes; Lamnidae. Bases 243 to 1415 code for a protein of 390 amino acids. Gene Ontology annotation, cellular component: mitochondrion. Gene Ontology annotation, biological process: regulation of glucose metabolic process; protein phosphorylation. The record is from RefSeq and is a predicted model, not a curated record. The transcript is spliced from 10 exons.
UGUUUGUCUUUGGCCAGUUGCUGCAUGACUGAAGCAGCUACUUUCAGCUGGUGUGUGGACAUGGAGCGCAUUGAGGGCUGUGGGGUUUACCCCAGCGGGCAAAAUUGCCUAAAAAGCAACCACCUAAUGUUUCUGUUCAUGGACUAAAACCGGGCAACAAGAAGGAAAGUGGAGGGGGAGGGGGAGAGCUGCGUGUAGCCAGCCGGCUUAAGUUAAAAAAGAACCCAAGGUGGGGGAAAAGGAUGGCCAAGCUACCAGGAAACCGAGCAGUCGCGCUGAGCGUGUUAUGGAGCAAGGCUGGAGGAUCCACAGUGUAUCCAGUGCCGGCUUCCCCUGCACUCGGCCCCGCCGCCGCGACCCUGCUGAAUCCUGCAGGCGGCUUCACCUUGAGGAGAUGGAGGUCCACCUCCUCCUUGACUGGCUGCUCUGAACUAACCAGGGAAAGAUCGAAAACUGUCACCUCUUUCUACAAUCAAUCUGCCAUAGAUGCAGCAGCCGAAAAGGCAUCCGUACGUCUAACUCCGACUACCAUGUUGUAUUCAGGGAAAACCCCCGAUGGGAGUCAUAACCUGCGGAGUGCCAAGUACCUCUACAACGAAUUGCCUGUCCGCAUCGCCCAUCGGAUUAAGGGAUUUCGGAGCCUUCCCUUCAUCAUUGGCUGCAAUCCCACAAUUCUGCAGGUGCACGAGCUAUACAUCAGAGCCUUUCAGAUGUUGUCCGAUUUCCCACCAAUCACCGACACCAAGUCAGAGACUCAGUACUGCAAGAUGAUUCGUCAGCUCUUAGACGACCACAAAGAUGUUGUCACGAUGCUGGCUGAAGGCUUCAGGGAAUGCCGUAAACACGUGCAGGAUGAGUCAUUAAUCCGUUCAUUCCUGGACAACACGCUGACCUCCCGUCUGGGAAUCCGAAUGCUGGCGACACAUCAUCUGACCCUGUACGAGAAUAAUCCUGACUUUGUGGGAAUUAUCUGCACACGACUGUCUCCAAAGAGGAUCAUUGAGAAAUGGGUAGAUUUUGCUCGAGCGACGAUGGAGAGUCACCUUGACACUCCUUACAACGUCCCUGACGUUGUGGUCACCAUUGCCAACAACGAUAUUGAUUUCAUUAUCAGGAUCUCGGACCGCGGCGGCGGGAUUCCCCAUGAUAUCAUCGCCAAAGUGACAGACUAUCACUUCACCACAGCUGAGGAGAGCUCUCAGGAUCCCAGGAUGAACGCCUUUUAUGGCCACACAGUCAACAGUGGCCCACAGUCGGGACCGAUGCAUGGGUUUGGCUUUGGCUUGCCCACCUCCUGUGCUUAUGCCAAGUACCUGGGAGGGUCUCUGUCCAUUCAGUCCAUGCAAGGCAUCGGAACAGACGUGUAUCUGCGCCUCAAGCACAUCGAUGGGAAAGAAGAAAGUUUCCGCAUCUAGCUAAUCAGUUUAAUCCUCUGAUGUGGAGAUUAUUGAUAAGUGGUUGUAUAGCAUUAUCCCUAAGCUCCAAAUACAACUGGACAUAAACUCCCAAUAAUUCUGAAGAACUGCUUUUGGAUAUGAAGGAAGUAGAAAAAGUCUGGGGGAAGGCCAUCUCAGCAUCGCUUGCAUACUAGAGAGUGGAGUGAAGGAGCCCUGAUUGAUGGUGAAAGGAGGGAUUGCUGGGGGAAAAAAAAAAACUUACAGGACUAUUAAGUUAUUCAGCUUGGCUUGAAUGGAUUUUGAAUCAGAAGAGAGGACUCACAUGACUGAACUGAUGCUGAAGAUGGUGGCUGGGUGAACUGUCUCAUACAGUGAUCAGUCACUUGGCCAGCAGUGCCCUCUGCUGGUUUGUGUCUGCAUUUUCUUUCCAGGCAAAUGGUUGAUCAUUGAAGACUAGAGUGGAAGCAGAAAAGAAAAUCCCAACCCACAUAAACAAAACAGAACACUUUUUAACCCUUUGGAUGUAGAGAAACAUUUAUUUACUACAGUUUAAUACAAGCAUAGUACAAUAAUUUCUGAAUUUUAAUCUUUUAUAAGAAUUGAUGUUAACUUUCUGUAUUUGACAAUCAGAGGCUACCCAUUUUCCUACUGAAACUGCAGUUUGUUCUGCAUUGCAGAAAUUUGAAUAUUAACACUCACCCUGUGUGUCGUGAGAAGAAAAAUGGUUUUCAUUCUGGAUAAUACCAAAAAAAAAGUUCAGUGUAAAUGCCAUUCCUUUAAUUUGUUAUCAGUUGAAAUUGCAGUAAUUUUCAGUGCUGGUGCUCCCUGUUUAAUCUGAAGCUGCUGCCCACAGAUUAGAAUGAUGGGGUUCUCUAGUCAUCUGAAGUGCAGGCACUGCAGGAAUGACCUGCUGAAAGGAAAUAGCCAAUUUGGAAUGAGUCUAAAGGAAUUGUUCGCACAUAGUUACCACACCAUAACAAUGACCCAGAUGUUAUUACAGAUUCCUGAUGUGUCGAUUCACUUUCCAAACCAUCAUAGCUUGCAGCAGCAACUUAUAUGGUUAAGCCAUCUAAGGCUCCUAUGCUUAAAGUUAACUUAAUCUGACCAUUUACGCAUAGAUGCUCUGACGACUUGCCAUGCUGUGGCUCUUUCUCAGGACCUUUUUAUGCUGAGGUUGGGCCCCACUCCUGAUAUUACGUCGAGACACAGGCCAGUGUAAUUGCGCCAAUUCCUGAGGUUUCAAUUUUCAUCCUCCGAAAAGCUUCCUGACUCUCAUCAAUUUUCCUGUUUUCCCCGUCGACUCUGUCUAACAACGAAUACCACGUUACAGGACAAGACUUUAUAAGUGUUGGAAUGGCGGCUUGAAAGGCACUGGAAGCUGUGAAACAUCCAGGAUGCAAAUACAAUGGCGACUGCGGAAAACCCUUAAUACAAAUAACACAUGGUUUAAAGAGUUCAUUCCUUUUAGCACAGAGAAAAAGAUGGCUACUUUGAUCAGAAUUGGUAUUUUUGUGUGAGUAACCCUAUUCCCAUCCACAAAUAAUAAAGAAAACACAUUUGAUAUCUAAAAAUGUUCAUUUUUUCUGAACAGGUUAAAGCGUAGUGAAUUCCUGCUAUGACUUAAUUAUUUUAAAUUGCAUUUAAUGUUCAGAAAGAAGUCAAAAUAAAACUUGGGACAUUA